UUGGUGCAGCUGCGGUUGGGGUGAGGGUGUGUACCCCACCCCUCCUCUCCUCAAGCUCCAUCCCCGUCCCCGGCCCCCGCCCCGCCGGGCCCAGCCCCAGCGCCAGCCCCAGGCGGGCCCGUGCCGUCCCUCAGCGGCUGACGCCCCGGGCUGCCCGCCUGCCUGCCACCAUGGAGCUGGAGGACGGUGUGGUGUACCAGGAGGAGCCCGGUGGCUCCGGGGCCGUGAUGUCGGAGCGGGUGUCCGGCCUGGCCGGCUCCAUCUACCGCGAGUUCGAGAGGCUCAUCGGGCGCUACGACGAGGAGGUGGUCAAGGAGCUGAUGCCACUGGUGGUGGCGGUGCUGGAGAACCUGGACUCGGUGUUCGCGCAGGACCAGGAGCACCAGGUGGAGCUGGAGCUGCUGCGGGACGACAACGAGCAGCUCAUCACCCAGUAUGAGCGGGAGAAGGCUCUGCGCAAGCACGCCGAGGAGAAAUUCAUUGAAUUUGAAGACUCUCAAGAACAAGAAAAAAAGGACUUACAGACCCGAGUGGAAUCUUUAGAAUCUCAAACAAGACAACUUGAACUCAAAGCAAAAAACUAUGCUGACCAGAUUAGCAGACUUGAAGAAAGAGAAGCAGAACUGAAGAAGGAAUAUAAUGCCUUACAUCAAAGACACACUGAGAUGAUUCACAAUUAUAUGGAACAUUUAGAAAGAACAAAACUUCAUCAGCUCUCAGGGAGUGAUCAACUAGAAUCCACAGCUCAUAGUAGAAUUAGAAAAGAACGGCCUAUAUCAUUAGGGAUUUUCCCAUUACCUGCUGGAGAUGGAUUGCUUACUCCUGACACUCAGAAAGGAGGAGAGACCCCUGGAUCAGAACAAUGGAAAUUUCAGGAAUUAAGUCAACCACGUUCUCAUACCAGCCUGAAGAGUCUCACUUUGUCAUCCCUGGUGGAAAAUAAGGAUGAACUUUCUGAUGUUAGCCAAGGUGGAUCUAAAGCUACUACUCCAGCAUCAACAGCUAAUUCAGAUGUGGCAACUAUUCCCACUGAUACUCCCUUAAGAGAAGACAAUGAAGGAUUUGUGAAGGUUACAGAUACGCCAACUAAGUCAGAGAUAAGCAAGCACAUUGAAGUACAGGUAGCCCAAGAAACUAGAAAUGUAUCUACAGGCAAUGCUGAAAAUGAAGAGAAGUCAGAAGUUCAAGCAAUCAUUGAAUCCACUCCUGAGCUGGAUAUGGACAAAGAUCUCAGUGGAUAUAAAGGUUCAAGCACUCCCACCAAAGGCAUAGAGAACAAAGCUUUUGAUCGCAAUACAGAAUCUCUCUUUGAAGAAUUGUCGUCAGCAGGCUCAGGCCUAAUUGGAGAUGUGGAUGAAGGAGCAGAUUUACUAGGAAUGGGUCGUGAAGUUGAAAAUCUUAUAUUAGAAAAUACGCAGCUAUUGGAAACCAAAAAUGCUUUGAAUGUAGUGAAGAAUGAUUUAAUAGCAAAAGUGGAUGAACUGACCUGUGAGAAAGAUGUGCUGCAAGGGGAAUUGGAGGCCGUGAAACAAGCCAAACUGAAGCUAGAGGAAAAGAACAGAGAAUUAGAGGAAGAGCUCAGAAAAGCUCGGGCAGAAGCUGAAGAUGCAAGGCAAAAAGCAAAAGAUGAUGAUGAUAGUGAUAUUCCCACAGCCCAGAGGAAACGGUUUACUAGAGUAGAAAUGGCCCGUGUUCUUAUGGAAAGAAACCAGUAUAAAGAAAGAUUGAUGGAGCUUCAAGAAGCUGUUCGAUGGACAGAGAUGAUUCGGGCAUCACGAGAAAAUCCAGCCAUGCAGGAAAAAAAAAGGUCAAGCAUCUGGCAGUUUUUCAGCCGACUUUUCAGCUCCUCAAGUAACACGGCUAAGAAGCCUGAACCACCUGUUAAUCUGAAGUACAAUGCUCCCACCUCUCAUGUUACUCCUUCUGUCAAGAAGAGAAGCAGCACCUUAUCUCAGCUUCCAGGGGAUAAGUCCAAAGCUUUUGAUUUCCUUAGUGAAGAAACUGAAGCCAGUUUAGCCUUACGCAGAGAACAAAAGAGAGAACAGUACCGUCAGGUAAAGGCACAUGUUCAGAAGGAAGAUGGUAGAGUGCAGGCUUUUGGCUGGAGUCUGCCUCAGAAGUACAAACAGGUAACCAAUGGUCAAGGUGAAAAUAAGAUGAAAAAUUUACCUGUGCCUGUCUAUCUCAGACCUCUAGAUGAAAAAGAUACAUCAAUGAAGCUGUGGUGUGCUGUUGGAGUCAACUUAUCUGGUGGGAAGACCAGAGAUGGUGGCUCUGUCAUUGGAGCAAGUGUCUUUUACAAGGAUGUUGCUGGUUUGGAUAUGGAAAGCAGUAAACAGCGAAGUGCAUCUCAGAGCAGUUUAGAUAAGUUAGAUCAGGAACUUAAGGAACAGCAGAAGGAGUUAAAAAAUCAAGAAGAAUUAUCUAGUCUAGUUUGGAUCUGUACCAGCACUAAUUCAGCCACGAAAGUUAUCAUCAUUGAUGCUGUUCAGCCAGGCAACAUCUUGGACAGUUUCACUGUCUGCAACUCCCAUAUUCUGUGCAUUGCAAGUGUACCAGGUGCACGAGAAACAGACUACCCUGCAGGAGAAGAUCUUUUAGAAUCUGGUCAAGUAGACAAGGCAUCUUUAUGUGGAAGUAUGACAAGCAACAGCUCAGCAGAGACAGACAGCCUUUUGGGAGGCAUCACAGUGGUUGGUUGUUCUGCAGAGGGGGUGACAGGAGCUGCCACUUCCCCUAGUACCAACGGUGCUUCCCCAGUGAUAGACAAACCACCAGAAACAGAACCAGAAAGCAAUGAAGUUGAUGAAAAUGUUCCAACAGCAGAAGAAGCAACUGAAGCCACAGAAGGCAAUGCAGGGUCAGCUGAAGACACUGUAGACAUUUCCCAAGCUGGUGUGUACACAGAGCAUGUCUUUACAGAUCCUUUGGGAGUUCAAAUCCCAGAAGACCUCUCCCCUGUAUAUCAGUCAAGUAAUGAUGCAGAUGCAUAUAAAGAUCAAAUAUCAGUAUUGCCAAGUGAACAAGACCUGGUGAGAGAAGAAGCCCAGAAAAUGAGUAGUCUGUUACCAACCAUGUGGCUAGGAGCACAGAACGGCUGUUUGUAUGUCCAUUCAUCUGUAGCCCAGUGGAGGAAAUGUCUCCAUUCCAUUAAACUUAAAGAUUCGAUUCUCAGUAUUGUACAUGUGAAAGGAAUUGUUUUAGUGGCCCUGGCUGAUGGCACCCUGGCAAUCUUUCACAGAGGAGUUGAUGGGCAGUGGGAUUUGUCAAACUAUCACCUCUUAGACCUUGGACGGCCUCAUCAUUCCAUCCGAUGCAUGACUGUGGUACAUGACAAAGUCUGGUGUGGCUACAGGAACAAAAUCUAUGUGGUUCAGCCGAAGGCCAUGAAAAUAGAGAAAUCAUUUGAUGCACACCCGAGGAAGGAGAGCCAAGUGCGACAGCUUGCAUGGGUGGGUGAUGGUGUGUGGGUCUCCAUUCGUUUGGAUUCCACACUCCGUCUCUAUCAUGCGCACACUUAUCAACAUCUGCAGGAUGUGGACAUUGAGCCUUAUGUAAGCAAAAUGUUAGGUACUGGAAAACUGGGCUUCUCUUUUGUGAGGAUCACAGCUCUUAUGGUAUCUUGCAAUCGUUUGUGGGUGGGAACAGGAAACGGUGUCAUUAUCUCCAUCCCAUUGACAGAAACUGUAAUCCUCCACCAGGGACGUUUACUGGGGCUGAGGGCAAAUAAAACCUCAGGAGCACCAGGAAAUCGUCCUGGAAGUGUAAUCCGCGUGUAUGGUGAUGAAAACAGCGAUAAAGUGACUCCAGGAACAUUUAUACCCUAUUGUUCAAUGGCACAUGCACAGCUUUGUUUCCAUGGUCACCGGGAUGCAGUGAAAUUUUUUGUGGCAGUCCCAGGUCAAGUUGUCAGCCCACAAAGUAGCAACAGUGGCACAGAUCUAACAGGUGACAAAGCAGGGCCAUCUACACAGGAGCCUGGCAGCCAGACACCCUCGAAGUCUAUGCUUGUCAUCAGUGGAGGAGAGGGCUACAUUGACUUCCGAAUGGGUGAUGAAGGUGGAGAAUCAGAACUUCUUGGAGAGGAUCUUCCACUUGAACCUUCUGUCACCAAAGCAGAAAGGAGUCACUUGAUAGUGUGGCAAGUGAUGUAUGGCAGUGAAUGAGCCCAUAGGAAGCAGGUGGAGAUAGGGAAGCCAUCUCUUCUGCAUGGUUUAUUUCCCCUUUUUCCCUUUAUUUAAUGUUCUUUUGUGAAACAAGUUUCACCACAUAAUGUGUGAGCAUUUUUUUCCUGUUAACUUUAUCUUAUGAAAUCUGUUCUACCAUAAUAAUACAGACGAACUAGCCAUUUUACUGCACCAGUGUUAUAGGCAAUUUCAGUAUAUUUUGAACAAAUCAAAGAAUGUUCACUUUCUACAAACUGGUGAAUUACAAAAAGCAAUCCAGAUGUGGUAUACUCUGCCACAGACCAUCUAAUGUCACUUAUUUGAUGGGAUCACUUUUUAGCUGUCACUAAUAAUGGAGUUAAUGGAAAACACUUAAUGAAUGAAACUGUACCAUUAAGUACAAUAGCAAAGUUUUCCCCAAUGUAUUAUAAAAUUGACACACACUAAUAUCAGGUGGAUUAUCAGGAUUUAUCUAAAUGUCCCAAGAGGGCUAAAAGCUAACUGUAAAUUACUUUAACUUUCACUUUCAAAUCUGACAAAUCUUGUUUAUAUGGUAUAUAAAACUUUGUUUUCAUCAGAUUUUGGGGGGGUUUUAUAUUAAAGAAAUUAAGACUACACUAUUUAAAUAAAUGUUUCCUGUUUCUGACUUAUUAGAGCUCUAAAGUUUAUGAGGCCUGCUUUUCUGAAUAUUCUGUUUGUUUUUUUUUUGAGACAAGUCUUGCUCAUUUUCAUACUGACAUGUCUGAAAAGUUUAUUAUUUAUAAAGCUUAGAAAAUUAUUUGAGAAGCUUAAAAAAGAUACUUUAGCACUGGGAGGAUUUUUUAAAAGGAAAUUGUGUUUUGUAUUCCUUGUACCAGAGGAUGGUGGUGGUUGAUUGAGUUUUGUCCGUGUAAAAAAUUCACCUGUUUGCCAAAUGUUCCUGGACAGCUCUUACCUAUCAAGGGUAAAACUGUAGUGGUGAUGGGUGCUGUUCUAAUCUACUGAAUGAGGGAUUUAAUUAAAAAACCUAUUUUCUUUUGUUCUGUAUAAAACUACAGAACAGAUAUACACUUGAUACUUUGUGUGUAAAAGGAGAAAACUAUGAAGGAGAAGAAAAAGAGUCAAGAUACAUAAAGGAAAGUUAACAUUACGUCUUUUCACUCACAAUGCCCAUUUUAAAGAUUUUUUUGUUCGAUAAGUUUUUAAAAACCAUGAUGCUGCAAUUCUUUCCUCUCUCAAUCUUCUUGAAAAAUAUGUGAUUUAUCCUUUCUUAUCCAUUUCUACUAAGCAAAGCUAAAUAUAAUUUUAUGUAUUAUGUAUUUUAACAAUAUAGUCCUGUAGGAUAAAGGCCUCCCAGUCAUCGGAAGGACUGCUUCAAAGAAAAGAAAGCAAACACAAAUCUGAAACUGCCUAAUAUUCUUAAGUACCAGGGAUUUUUUUCUGAACCAUUAUGCAAAGAUGUCUGUAAAAAGUACACCAGUGACUCUAAUGCAUACACGUGAUUAGGCUAGAUUGUAAAGUACAUGGGAUUUACUGAGCCAGAGGAGGCCUUUAGAUCCAUUUGACCACAUGUGUCUACAAGCACAUUGUGUACACGAUAAGAUUGUGGCCACUGUACAUAUUAAAAGAAUUGUUUUGGUAAAAGCUGGAUUUAAAGGACAACGUUUUGCUUGAGCUGCUUAGUCACUUUUCUUCAAGGCACCAAAACUUAAUCUACUUUUUCCAUAGCUUGCUUGCUGUUUUUAUCUUAUUUUAUAUCUGAGCCAUUUCUGGCAGUACCUUAAAAAAGCAUUAUUAAACACGUAUUGGAAAUGUAUAAAUUCACUAGAAAGUGACGGCAAAGUUUUGGGGAAUUUUAAUCCCAGGAAGUAAACAUCCCAGAGUCAGAGCCCAUUUGCUGUUAUUCACCUACGUUUGUAUAGCUGAAAGUGACUUAGGAAAUUAGGGGCUAAAGAAGAAUGCAGACAUGUCACUACAGUUGUAAUUGCUCUUCUGAACUUGCUGGCUUUAACUAAAGGAAUAUAGAUAGGUGUGUAGUUAUUUUACCUGAAGAUGUCAGAUUAUCUGUGGCCCUGUUGAUUAAGUGCAGGGACAAAAAUGCCUGUAUAAUUGUUUUAAAGGCUUGUUCUUAUAUUUGUAAUUUCAGUUAAAUACUUUCUACAGAUUGCCUCGUUUCUUUCCCCUCAAUAACAGGUUUAUAUUCUUAUAAUGUUCACUUUGAUUAAAGUGGUAACUUUUCGGAAGAAAAUGCCAAAAUGUAAGCUGCUUGCAAGCAGCAAAGGGGUGUAAACUUGCCUGUAGCUACCAGGUCAAGGGCAGAGAAGAGGCUUGCGUACCUCAGGUCAAUCUCUCUAUGUGAAAAAAAGAAUUUACCCCUAUUGGAAAAAAUAAGGGGUAUCCGAGAAUUCUGAUUUUGUUACACUUGGGUUACAUAUGAGUGUUCAACCAUUGCUGACCUACAAAAAUGAUAAUAUCAUACGCCUCAGCUUGAUACUGUUAAAUGCAGGUUAAAAUCUCUGUGAAGCAAAGGGAGAAUGUUCUCUAGAAACUCAGUUUUCAGAGUAUUUUUCUCCAACUUGUGUGGAUCUAAAUUUUUUAAAUAGGAAUGAAUCUCUUAAUAGCUGCAGCUUGUUGAGAGUAUAAAAUAUUUUGAGCACAAAAUAGGCAGCACAUAACUUUUCAGAUUAAGUGUGUUUGCAUAGAAAAGGUUAAAAUGCAUUUUUCUCAAUGGCUGUAUUGUUCAUUUCUUGUAAAGAUCUUCCUACAUUUGGGACUAGAUCCUUUAAUAUAGGCUGCCUUAGUAAAAGAAUAAAACAAAACAGAAUGUUUCACACUAUUAACUGUCCUAAAGAACAUGUGUCUUGAAAUGUCGUGGAACUGAAUAUUUAUUUUCUUGUGAGUUUUAUGACCGUUACCAAAGGAUGCGGCCAGAUUUCGGGCUCACUCUUCUUAAUUGAUCAUGUUGAGAAAAGGACUCCUUUGGUCUCACUUUGUAACGUGGGGAAGAGUAGGAGACAAAAUUAAACGUGGAAUCAUAAAUGCUUUUCUAACAGGGUUAUGCUGUUCUGUAACACUAAAUGUCUAUUUCUUUCUCUUAAAAAAUUAAGUUUUAUCAUUAAUUUUGUUAUACAUUUCUCAAUAUUUGAAUAUGUUUUAACCAUUUUAUGUUCUAAAUUUGUUUUUUGUCCAAGACAGUUUAUCAGAAUUUUACUUGCCUCUGUAAUCUGAAAAAUGGGUUCUAGAAUGUCCCACUUGCUAUCUCUUAAAGGCUGAGGCUUCAUUUCUAUGAGCAAAAAAGCUCAUUUAGCAAUGUAGUUAUUUCAGUAUUUAUUUCUAUUAUGGAAUCCCUGGGGUUCAGAAUGUAACUUUGUACAUGAAAUAUAUAUAAAUAUGUAUAUGAAACAUGUA
Nycticebus coucang (slow loris) is the source of this 7553-nucleotide messenger RNA. RefSeq names its product sperm associated antigen 9 (gene SPAG9). Gene Ontology annotation, molecular function: MAP kinase scaffold activity; signaling receptor complex adaptor activity; kinesin binding. NCBI's taxonomy places the organism in Eukaryota, Metazoa, Chordata, Mammalia, Primates, Lorisidae. The transcript has 31 exons. Gene Ontology annotation, biological process: vesicle-mediated transport. Gene Ontology annotation, cellular component: cytoplasm. The record is from RefSeq and is a predicted model, not a curated record. Bases 171 to 4166 code for a protein of 1331 amino acids.